Molecule: messenger RNA, 421 nt
Organism: Octopus bimaculoides (California two-spot octopus)
Lineage: Eukaryota; Metazoa; Mollusca; Cephalopoda; Octopoda; Octopodidae
Biological process (GO): regulation of transcription by RNA polymerase II; cell differentiation
Cellular component (GO): nucleus
Molecular function (GO): DNA-binding transcription factor activity, RNA polymerase II-specific; sequence-specific DNA binding
Source: RefSeq, a predicted model, not a curated record
AAGAUAUUACUUGUGGAAAGCAGUUAAAAAAGAUGACACCCAAAGAAUUUCAACAAAGAGAUUUUAUUUAUGGAGACUGGAUGCACAACAUGUUGAGGAAAAUGUUUGGUCAAGUGACUUCUCUUAAUUCAACCACAUCAAAAGACACUCUAAGUCCUUUCACAUCCAAGAAUGAAGACAAAUUUAAUAGCUUUUUUUCUAAUUUAUUCAAUGAAAAUUUGUGUACAAUGUCAUUGUUGCCACUGUAUGCCUUCAUUUAUGCAGCCCUAAAACAUUCAUUGUUUAAUCCCAAAAUCCUUCGCUGGGAGAAUGAAAAAUUUGGUAUAUUCCAAUUUAUUGAUCCAGAAAAGUUUGCAAAACUCUGGGGUCUCACUAAAAACAACAACAACAUGAAUUAUGAAAAACUAAGUAGAUCAUUAAG